Molecule: messenger RNA, 597 nt
Organism: Arabidopsis thaliana (thale cress)
Lineage: Eukaryota; Viridiplantae; Streptophyta; Magnoliopsida; Brassicales; Brassicaceae
Product: Protein phosphatase 2C family protein
Exons: 3
Coding region: 1-582 (193 amino acids)
Molecular function (GO): metal ion binding; protein serine/threonine phosphatase activity
Source: RefSeq, marked reviewed
AUGGAGGAUCGGUUCUCCACUAUCACCAAUCUUCAUGGAGAUCGUAAACAGGCAAUAUUUGGAGUCUAUGUUGGUCAUGGAGGAGUUAAAGCGGCUGAGUUUGCAGCUAAGAACUUAGAUAAGAACAUUGUAGAAGAAGUAGUUGGUAAAAGACACGAGUUGGAGAUAGCUGAAGCGCUAAAGUUUUAUUUUCUGAUCAUUGUCCGUCUAGAGAUGAUGAACGGAAAAGAAUUGAAACCACGGGAGGAUAUGUUGAUACGUUUCACGUUGUGGAGAAUCCAGGGAUCCUUAGUUGUGCCAAGAGGAAUCGGAGAUGCUCAACUUAAGAAAUGGGUUAUAGCUGAACCAGAGACAAAGAUCUCGAGAGUUGAGCAUGACCAUGAGUUCUUAAUCUUGGCAUCACAUGGUUUAUGGGAUAAGGUGAGUAACCAAGAAGCAGUAGACAUUGCUCGUCCCUUCUGCUUACGAACCGAGAAGCCAUUGUUGUUAGCAGCUUGUAAGAAGCUUGUUGAUCUCUCGGCUUCACGAGGCUCGUUUGAUGAUAUCAGUGUGAUGUUGAUCCCAUUGCGCCAGUUCAUAUAGAAAAGAGAGGCAUCU